Messenger RNA from Babesia ovata, 5541 nucleotides. RefSeq lists its product as uncharacterized. The transcript has 2 exons. NCBI's taxonomy places the organism in Eukaryota, Apicomplexa, Aconoidasida, Piroplasmida, Babesiidae. The coding region runs from base 1 to 5541 and encodes 1846 amino acids. The record is from RefSeq and is a predicted model, not a curated record.
AUGGGAAUGGUAACAAUGAUGGUCUUGUCUCUUAACGACGAAAUUGACUUGCUUAAAAAUUCUGAUAAAUCCACUGGUAACUCACAAAAUGACUCUAAAAUCGACGAACUUAAAUCCCAAUUGAAAGAUCAUGUUGCCAAGUACCAUUCCCUUUCUGAGUCUGACAGGACUGCCCAACUCAAGGACAUCCAGUCCAGGAUGCUGUCUCUUGCUGAGCUCAGUGGGAAGCUUGGCCAAUUUAUUGGCCAAAGUGACGCUGUUACCAAAGCAAUUAAUGAUGGUAUUGACGCAAUUAUUGACAGUGAUCCUGAAUUCAAAAGCCUUAAAAAGUCUCCGUCUUCGACUGUGCAGCCUCCCGCUGCCGUCUCUGCUGAGCCUAUAAAGUCCGAUGAACUUGAGCAGAAAAUUAAGCAAUAUAAUAACCUUAAAUCAUCCCUUGAAUCUAAGCAAAAUAACCAAAAUUCUCCCCUCUCCUCUGAAGAGUCUCGCCUUUUAUCCUCUCAUCAGUCCAAGUUGGAUGCUCUUGAGAAGCUGAGUAAGCUUAAUGAGUCUUUUAAAUCUCUUAAAAAUCCACAAAGUGAUAACUGUAAAAACCUUUUAAAUAACCUGUGCUCUGGCUUGGAGAAGUUCCUUGGUUACAAUGAACAUUCCAAAGGCUACGAUGGCUCCGGCAUCGUGUACUCCGACCUUGACAGGCUCUGCGACGGGGUGAUGGCGUUCCUUCAUGGAGUUCUCAGUGGAGUGAAGGAUGAUGAUAACGUUAGGACGUAUGAUAAGAAUCUUGCAGAACCGAAGAUUGAUAAACUUGUUGAGGAACUUAAAUCUUCCAUAGGUCAGGGGUCUGGCGCAUUGGGUCCGCAGGUCACUGCGGUGAGUGGGUGGCUUGGGAGGUAUGAAGGGGAGGUGAAAAAGAAAUGUGAAGCAGUGAGUAAUGCAUUAACUGCUAUACAAGAAAAUAUUACUCACAAGCAUAUCCCAGAAUUUAAUAAUUCUGAAGGUAAAAGUCUAAAGGAUCUCCACGAGAAAUUUGUCUUCUCCGUUGCUGAUGUGUUUGAGGGUUUGACUGCACUUAAGGCAAAUUCACAAGGUUAUGAGGCUCUGGAUAACGGCUUAAAAGGUAAAUUGGAUGUGCCAUUAGGGAAAAUUGGGGCGGCGGUGGAUGUUAUGAAAAAGUCAGCUGCAGAUACGGAUUUCUUCAAACAGGUUGAUUACGUCGACAACGUGUUGAUGAGACAAAAGGAUCAUAUCAUGCGUUCGAUAAAUACGGAAAUCAGGAGCGUGAGAAACACGCUGACGACACAAUUCGACAAUAUGAUAAGAAAGAUUGGUGGGUUGAAGAAAACAAAAAUAGAGCACUUUAAGACCAUUUAUGGCAUGUUAACUAAUGCGCAAAAUUUGAUGGGUGACGAUUUCGAAUGGAACUAUAAAAACAAGAUUGGGAUGUAUUUUUCCGAACUACACAACGAAGUCGAUGCAGUUUACGUGGCCCUACAGCAACGAAAAUCGCAACUCUUGGAGUUGGUCAGCGAAGCUCGACAGAGUUUUACGUCUAUUAAGAAUGGAAUUGGAAAUAAGGAAAAUAAUUUAACAGCUAAGGAAAAUAGUAUAUAUUUUAAUUGGGGGGAGUUGAAAAAGAAGGUGAUGCAAAAUGUUGCAGGUCUGACAGAUACAGCAAAAAUAGGAAAACUAGGGGACUUGGAUAACAUUGUCAAGGGGGUAAAGCAGUAUGCAGAAGAUUUCACUACGACUAAAGAUACGAAUGGAUUUGAGACUGUGGUUCAGCGGUGGAUAAAAGAGAUCCUUAAGCAGGAACCGAUUAAGGGGUAUGUUGAAAAGUGGUUGGAAAAUGUGAAUGAUUUGAAGCCCCUGUAUCGAGGGAAUCGCAACGAAAAGAUUAAUGAUGAAUUCAGGGGGCUAAUCGCUACAAAAAUCAAGGACCAUCUCAAGAAUGCAUUUAAAACCACCAAAUUCCCAUCAUUCAAAGGUGAGCCUAACGAAAAGAUUGACGAUAACGUUCAGGGUAUCCAAGCUGUCUGCAAUGACUUCGCCAUGCAGCUCAGUGAGAAGAUUGUUUACAACAACAUUAACGCAUUUUCCUCCGGCAUAGUUGAUGCGAUUGAAAAAGAUCCGGAGUUGAUAGGGGAUGAGAAAAAAGCAAAGCAUAACAAAGGUUAUUUGGACCUCGUCGUCCGGUACGCUCUGCACCAUCUCGCUGCCACUGCUAGACACGUUAGUGGCGAGCUGAACAAAUUAACCAUAGAGUCUAACCUCAGUGAGCACGUGAGGCAAGCUAUAAAGAAAGUCGCAGAAAUAAGAAAUGAAAUUGAACAGGCAAAGAAGCCUGGUCAACUCAUCGAUGACGCAUUAAGUAACGUGUCGGACACAAUUACUGAGCUUGGUAAAAAAUUGGAAUCAGACAAGGAAAUUGACAAGAAGCUAGGCGAGAUUGAGAAAGAAGUUGUUGAUAAGCUUUACGAAAUAACAAUACAAAAAGACACAACAAAAAAAGGCGCUAUUGAAGAUAAGAAAGAAAAGACCGAUGAGCUUAUGAAGCAAUUAAAAAGGGAGCUGAGUGAGAAACUUAAAACUAUUAGAGAAGCUGUAGAGGACGCUGAGAGGUGUCUUCAAGAUGACAUAAAUAUUCUUAACACGGCCGUUAAAAAUGCUUUUACAACGUCCGAUCAGGCCGUGCUAACCCUCAAGGAUGCCAUCAUAGAGGAAGUCAGGAAAGCAUUCCUAAAUGUAACCAAUGACGUACGUGUACUAUUUACCAACGGCCAUCAAGCAGACCUUCACGCCCUCAAAUCCCUCGUUUCCGCCCAGCUCGCCGAAAUAAAAUCCAUCAUCUCCCGCGACAGAAUCACCGGCCCAAAGGGCCUCUUACGUCUCGUGAAAAUUUCACUGCGAUCCAUAACAUUUGACCAUAAAACAAUGCGUCCCUUAGCCGUCGAAAUCAAAAAAUACUUCGAAGAUUUAUGCCACUAUUUACAAUCUCAAUCCGACAUCUCCGACCAAGCUCCCCAAAUCAAGGCACUCCACGCCUCCCUGGAUGCCAUCUUCGACAAACUGCUCCACCACCAGCACUUCCACCACGCCGUCUCCACGGCGCGCGAAGCCUUCGAGGCUUCGCUCCAAGCAUUCCACGCCGACACGUUCCCCGACGCCCCCAAAAAAGUGCUGCAGCCCCUGAAGCAGGGCCUCGAGAAAUUCGCGCAGGAGCUCGAAAAGCAGUACGUCAGCAGGUACUCGGGGGCUGCGGAGAGCUUUGAGUGGACGAAACAGCAUAAUCCUCCAACUCAAAAACAAGAGCCCACGGAAAAGGCAAUGAAAUGCGCCCAAAUUCUUCUCACCAUUCUCAUGACUCUGAAUCACGAUUUGAGUGAGCUCUAUAAGAGAUGUCACAAGACAAACGGCAAGUGGAAGGAACACAAAAUUUCCCUCAUCUCCAAGCCAAGCGUCUACAAUCCCCUCGGCGCAUUCUUCAAGGACUGCGGCUUUAUUGUUUCCAAGUUGGAAGAGCCCUAUGAUGGAGAGCUGAGAUGCCAUGACAAGAUGAAGGGAGGACAUGUUUUUAACAAACUUGUUACUACGCUCCAAGAUGCCACGAAAAUUACGCACCUUCCAAAAUGCGUAACAGACAAAAAAGAUAACUUUGAUCUCUUCGACCUACUUAAAUGUCUCACAACUCACGUCAGUGAGUAUUACCAAUCUUGCCACGUCGGACUCCCGAAGUCCAAAAAGUAUCCGUGUUCCGUGCGUGAUAUUUGUGUGUGGCUCGCCGGCCUUCCUCACACUGCAGUUUAUAAAACAAUUGAUGGGCACUGUAAUAAGUUGCUUAACCAGAAAGACGAAGCAACUGGUAUAAGACCCUAUUACGAUGAUGACGUGCUUCGUAAAUGCUUGCAACACCUUAACGGUAACAUUACUAAAACAUGUCACUUGUCACAUAGAUUAUUAGUCUCCAUCCAGGGCAACGGCAGUGGCGCCGAACACGCUGCGUAUCCGUAUGCGUGCUGCUUUGAGAACAACCACGGAGGGUUCUAUUACCCUGGUGAUCCGUCGUCGUUGCUUGACAUGUUGAAAGAUAUGUGUAUGCGUUUGUUGCGUGCACUGUGCUUCUUAUACCAACGUUGUAAGCACACCGCAGCCGACGGCAACGGGUGGCGUGAGUGUCAAUAUGGUUAUCGCGUCGGCACCUACCAGUGGGACUGCGACAAGGCAAGCGACAACUCAAGCACACAACCAAAGAGUCAAGCUAAGUGCCAACCAAAUGGUCAUCCAAAUGACCAACCAAAUUGCUUACCAAAGUCCCCGCUUCAAGCCCAUCUUAUGGAUGGCCUUCCUGGUUUCAUGCCACAUAAGUUCACAGCUGUCGGUUGCCAGCCCAUGUGCUCAACGUGCCCUAAGGGCUCACUAGUUGGGCAGUGUAUCACCCCGAUGGGCUUUGCAGAUUUGGCAACCGCGGGCUCUAUUACAGGCCGUGGCGAGGAUCUGAUUGAUGUGCUUUCUGACCUUUGUAAAAACAGCGCAUCAGUUCUCUGUGAUUUAGUGCACGCAUUACAAUGCAUAUUGCCGUCUCCACCGAAGGGCUUGGCAGGGAUGUUCUCGUACUACUGUAACAUAUUCCAGAAAUCGUAUGGUUCAGUGUAUGGUCAUGACACCGAAUACAAGGGUAAAAUUGAUGAAGCCAUCCGAAGCAGUUUCCCAUUCGAGACAUGGCUUCACAACAACUACAGUGCUGCCAAGCUGACCGAUAAAUUUAGAGAUUUGUCGUGUCGUAAUAGCUCUCACAACAAUCAACUACAGGAUGAGAGUCAUUGUGACCUUUGGAGUUUGUCUCCAAAUCCUACAUCAGACAGAGCAAUCAAGUGUAAUGGUAAAGAUACACAGUGCGCCCCUUACCUCAAAUCGCUGUGUCACGACGCCUGUCACACAUAUCCCGCAAAACAUAAAGCUUUGUACCUGGGAUGGCUUUGCCAGUUGACAUGGACAUUCUGGGAUUUACUUGAUCAGUUGCUGAAGGCGUUUAGUGACAUAUCAUGUCAAUCAUAUGGAUGUCUAUGCAAAUGCGGUUUUGGUAAACACGGCGUCACUGAGGAAGAAACAUCGCAACCUGCAACACUUCCUAAGCCCAGUUGCCACUGCACUUCAAUAGUCCAGUGCAAAGGACCAAUGUCCGUAUUCUACCAGUACGGAUUCACAUUCGGAAUGCCGAAAGAGUUGAUGGCAUCCGGAAGCAAGAAGACAUGUGACAGUUUUGUAAAGCAGUUAACUAGAGUGCUGCACAAAGGAUACUUUGAAGAAUUAUUUGAUGAAAUCGACAACUUCAUCUGGGCAAUUCGUACACCCUUCUCAUACCUCUUAUUAGCCCUCUGGUCGCUGUCGCUCCUGUACCUGCUGCACAUCGCCGUCGUCCGCCUCGACGUCCUGAGGAUUCGCUCCCACCUGAGAUCACCCGCAAGCCACCGCAUCGCCGCGCAGUCGCUACUCGCCGCCGCACGCGUCAAGGCACUCAACAACGUCAAGUACUUCUCACCGUAA